AAUUAGUGCAAAACAUUUGCGAACAUAACGAGUCACCCCAUCCUAGAGCAAGCAUCGAACCUUUUUGACAUUUACUGAUUUACACUGCACUCUCUCUCCUCCAUUGAUACGUGCACUCUAAAGUCUAAAUUCUCCAUUGAAGUGCUUCUGAGCUUUUUCUCCUCCAUUGAAACAGCUUCUGAGAUUAGAACGAUCUCGGUAGUGAGGGUAGGAGUGCAGGACAAGCAAAUCAAGUAAUUAAAGAUGCCACUUUAUGACUGUGUGCUAUUACUGAAACCCCAUGUGCCGCGGGAUUCCUUGAUGGAUUUGGUUGCUAGGGUGGGGAAACAUGUUUAUGCACGAAAUGGUGUGCUUACAGAGAUAAAGAACUUUGGAACUGUUCAUCUGGGGUAUGGUAUAAAGAAGCUUGAUGGAAGAUACUAUAAGGGAAAUCUUAUGCAAAUGACCAUGAUGGCAACGCCCAAUAUAAACAAGGAGCUUCAUUACUUGAACAAAGAAGACCGGCUACUACGAUGGCUCCUUGUAAAACAUCGAGACACACAAUUUGGUUUUCACUACCUGGAUAAUGAAGAUUCAAGAAGUGAACUAAACAAAUUCACAUCGCCUAGCAUAUAUGAUGAUAGAGAUGGGGAUGAGGAUGAAGAUGAUGACGAGGAUGACGAGGAGGUAGAGAAGCAAGAUGGUUAAGGAUCAUCGGAUAUUGCAUCCAUAACUAUAUUCCGUAAUGACACUUGUCAUUUCCUAGUUAAAAAUUUUCCUUUUUUUUUUUUUUUUUUUUUUUUUAAAUGACCUACAAUAAUAGUUAUUUCUAUUUUGUCAACAUAUAUUUUAAUCGAAUUAUACUCAAUUUUUUUGUACA
Molecule: messenger RNA, 859 nt
Organism: Chenopodium quinoa (quinoa)
Lineage: Eukaryota; Viridiplantae; Streptophyta; Magnoliopsida; Caryophyllales; Amaranthaceae
Exons: 3
Coding region: 244-687 (147 amino acids)
Biological process (GO): translation
Cellular component (GO): ribosome
Molecular function (GO): structural constituent of ribosome; small ribosomal subunit rRNA binding
Source: RefSeq, a predicted model, not a curated record